GUUGCAUCAUGCCUGUUCCAUGCAAUACAAGAAUCUAACCUUUCUAAGCAACUUGUACCAUCUCUCCUCGCACAUCUGAGAUCUCAUUAUAAGAUCCCCAAUAAAAUAUUUCAGCAGCAGAAGUCCGAUCAUGAAGAAAAUCAUGAUUGAGAAACAACCAUCUCUCGAGAAUUUUAAUGAUGCGUCAAGCAGCACUGGCCUCUCCUCAGAUGACAAGGAGAUUGACUGCACCAAUGCAAUAUCAAAGCAGCAAUACAUCUUGGUGAAAAACUCUGCUUUUCAUAGUUCGCUCAUCAGACUUGACCUAAAUUAUGCUCGCACGGCCGUGGCAGAGAUGGUGGGUACUUUCAUUCUCAUGUUCUGUGUAUGUGGAAUCAUUGCAAGCACGCAGUCGCAGAAUGGAGAAGUGGGCCUCCUGGAGUAUGCAGCUACGGCAGGAUUAACAGUGGUUGUUGUAAUCUUCUCAAUUGGGCCAAUCUCUUGUGCUCAUGUUAACCCGGCCGCCACAAUAGCUUUUGCAACGUUUGGUCAAUUUCCAUGGCUGAAGGUUCCAGUUUACAUACUAGCACAAACAGUGGGUUCUGUGUUGGCAACAUAUAUUGGCAGCCUCGUCUAUGGGAUUAAAUCAGAAGCCAUGAUGACAAGGCCAAUCCAAGGGCCUGUCUCAGCCUUCUGGGUGGAGCUGAUUGCAACUUUCAUCAUAAUGUUCCUUGCUGCAGCCCUGACAAGUGAAUUUCAAUCAGUGGGUCAUUUAUCCGGUUUUGUUGUUGGAAUUGCCAUUGGACUUGCAGUGUUGAUCACCGGACCUGUUUCGGGGGGAUCAAUGAAUCCUGCAAGAUCAUUAGGCCCCGCAAUCCUGUCAUGGAAAUUCAAGGACAUAUGGAUAUACAUCACAGCCCCCAUAAGUGGAGCUGUGGCAGAUUGUGAACGAAAUGUGAAGCAACUGAAAAACACACUCGCAAUUUGCGACAGUGAUGGAUGA
This is a messenger RNA of Neltuma alba, 982 nucleotides long. RefSeq names its product probable aquaporin NIP7-1. Gene Ontology annotation, biological process: transmembrane transport. Bases 131 to 982 code for a protein of 283 amino acids. Gene Ontology annotation, molecular function: channel activity. Lineage: Eukaryota; Viridiplantae; Streptophyta; Magnoliopsida; Fabales; Fabaceae. The record is from RefSeq and is a predicted model, not a curated record. The transcript is spliced from 6 exons. Gene Ontology annotation, cellular component: membrane.